AUGGACGAUAACCUAGAAGCCCCUUCAUCUCUUCCUCCAAAAACGCCUCUCGGGGAUCUCCCACCAGACGCGGACGAAGAUCAAUCCUCAGACGAAGAAGAUGGCGGCUUGGACUGGACAAAGCUACUCCCUGCGGCGGCACGACCUGUUAUCCCCAAACGCGGCGAAAAGGAAUUCGAACCGCGUCAGGGCGGCGGAACGAAUCUGCAAUUGCACGUCCUUGAUCGGUCGAGGAACGCGAUGUUCGAGACAUUACGCGCUACACGGACUAUAUCCAGCAAAGUUGUCAGCUAUGCGACUUGGCAUGCAGAUAUUGGGCGCACGCACGUUACAGUUGCCCGUGGUAUCCAUUUCUCGAAUAUGGGGCAUUCUGCUCCUAGAUCAGUCCUCGGCGAAGACGGCACAGCUAAAAUUCAAAAACGAUUAGAACUGCUCCCAGAAGAAGCGAUAUAUCUAAUCGAACGAGGCUCUCUUUUUUGUUGGAAGGAUAUUGAUUUGGAUAUGGGGAUCAUCCCAGGGAUGACCGAAAUCAAUGGGUCUCCCAUGAGCGUGCAGCAGGCUUUUAGUGAAAUGAUUGGCCGUGAGGAUCUGACUCUGGAGAAAUUUCAGGUUUACUCCUACCUUAAGAGGCUGGGAUAUGUUGUGACUCGAGCAACUCCGCCUGAUACAUAUUAUCCUGUCCCACCGCCUCGCACAGUGUCCAGUCCAACGUCCUCCAUCUUGACUCGUAUAAAAUCUCUAUUUCCUCUCUGGGUUUCCUCCAUUUCACGCACUCUCUUUGGUGGGUUCAAUUGGUGGAGACCUGUUGGCAUAAGUCGCUGGUUCAGCUAUGAUAAAAGCUACCCAUCACUCUUCCGCGCCAUGCGUUUCCUCCCGGCGGGACAUGGUGUGCCUCUCAACACUGUUGGCCAAAAGAAAUCAACACCCUAUCAAAUCUUUUACAACCUUUACAAGCCAUCAACCCCGUUCAAAAAAUCUGCUCCUCCCCCUCCUGAUUUCCAGAUUGUAGUAAUCAAUGCCCGAACUACCCCCAUGCCGACAUUGCAAGAACUGACAGACUUAUUUGACGUCCUUCCAGAAUCACCUCUACCUCCUCCUCGACAACGACGACCGCCGCCCGGCACUACAGCCAACGCACCUUCACCUCCAAAAAUUGAGCCAGUCGUAACCCCGGCACCAAAACCUUCAUGUAUGCAAAGAGUAUUCCCAUGGAUCUUCCCAACACCACCGCCCAUCGCAACUACACCUGCGCCUCGAAAACUAAACCCUUUCAUGGCCCUGAAGACAGGGAAAAAGAUAAUCGUCAUUGCCGCUGUUGAUGCCAGCAACAUCAGCUUCUUUAGGUUCGGCCAGGGGGAAUUCACUGAAUGGCCCAUGGUGUAA
Messenger RNA from Psilocybe cubensis, 1383 nucleotides. RefSeq lists its product as uncharacterized. Bases 1 to 1383 code for a protein of 460 amino acids. Gene Ontology annotation, cellular component: tRNA-intron endonuclease complex. The record is from RefSeq and is a predicted model, not a curated record. NCBI's taxonomy places the organism in Eukaryota, Fungi, Basidiomycota, Agaricomycetes, Agaricales, Agrocybaceae. Gene Ontology annotation, biological process: tRNA-type intron splice site recognition and cleavage. The transcript has 6 exons.